Molecule: messenger RNA, 8813 nt
Organism: Sclerotinia trifoliorum
Lineage: Eukaryota; Fungi; Ascomycota; Leotiomycetes; Helotiales; Sclerotiniaceae
Source: the annotation of a GenBank genome assembly
UUAUAAGUAGAUGUUCCAACGAAAGAGGUUUCUGAUUAAAGAAUUUCUCUGUAUAAGCAUUCAAGUAUUGUGAAAGCGACUUUGUGGUUGAUUGCUUGUAUAAAAUUUCAACGAUGGCAACCUCUCCGAUUGAUAUUCUUCAUACUUCAAUGCCUCCAGUCUUGAAAGCUCCAAAUGAUACCAAUGGAGUGGCAGACUACAAGCCCAAGACCAACGGUUUCCAUUCUACUACAGACGCGGACAAUAAAUCAUUCGCCCAUCUAUAUACCAAUGGAGAAACUUCCAAUGGAGUUAAGUGUGCACCCCGUGCAGUUGCAAUAUGCGGGAUGGCUAUGCGACUUCCAGGAGGUAUUAGAGACAGUGAAACUUUCUGGGAUGUGCUAGUCAAUGGGAAAGACACUAGGGGACCAAUACCGCCAGAUAGGUACAAUUCUGAUGGAUUUACUGACAAGAUGGGCAAAAAAGGUGCUAUCAAGACGAAGUUCGGAUAUUUUCUUGACGAAGAUCUCACAGCUCUAGAUACUUCAUUCUUCACAAUGAGUAAGAAGGAACUGGAGCGCACUGAUCCCCAACAGCGCCAGAUACUCGAGGUUACUCGGGAAGCUCUAGAGAAUUCGGGAGAGAUUGGAUAUCGUGGCAAAUCCAUCGGUUGCUACGUUGGUAAUUUUGCAGAGGAUUGGCUUCAGAUGAGCGCCAAGGAAUCGCAACAUUCCGGUGGAUACAUAAUGACUGGACAUGGUAUGACCAAUUCCGCCCCAAAAGUUGUCGUGAAGUGAAAAUCAGAGCUCGCAAGGAGAUAUUUAUACUGAUAAAUCUACAGGUGAUCUUAUGCUCGCAAAUCGUGUUUCAUAUGAGUAUGACUUGAAGGGUCCAAGGUGCGUGAAAGGCUCGGCCAUCGAGAUUUAUCAUCAGCUUUGCUAAUACAAAUUUGCCAUUAGUAUGGUGAUUAAGACAGGGUGUUCUGCUUCACUAGUCGGUUUGCACGAAGCUUGCAGAGCGCUACAAAAUGGCGACUGCACAGGUGCAAUUGUUGCUGGAGCAAAUAUGAUCAUGGGGCCUGCGACAACGGCAGCAAUGACAGAGGAAGGUAUCUUAUCACCUGAAGGAUCUUGCAAAACCUUCGAUGUGGCAGCUGAUGGCUAUGCACGUGGUGAUGCUGUUACUGCUAUAUAUAUAAAGCUUUUGGAUGACGCUAUUCGAGACAAUAACCCAGUUCGCGCAAUUAUCCGUAACACGGGGACCAAUAGUGAUGGAAAAAGUCAGGGCUUGAUGACCCCCAAUCCAAAAAGUCAGGAAGCGUUAAUUCGUAAAGUUUAUGAGGAUGCAUUGCUCAAUCCAUCCGACACAGCAUUUGUUGAGGUACAACGUCUAACAUCCCUGAAAACAUUAGUGAUAAAGUAGAAGCUGACAAUUGCUCGCUAUAACAGUGCCAUGGAACUGGAACUCCGACUGGUGAUCCGAUCGAGGCUGGAGCGGUGGGGAAUGUGUUUGGUACCCGAGGAGUUUACAUAGGUUCCGUUAGUACCAAACCAAAGCAUUAUCAAAGGGAUUCCCACUAAAGUUGAUAGGUCAAACCUAACGUAGGACAUUCUGAAGGUGCUUCUGGAAUGACCAGUCUAAUCAAAGCGGUUCUCGCUUUGGAGCAUGACACUAUUCCUCCCAAUAUCAAAUUCAACAAUCCCAACCCAAAAAGUACGUAUAAAUCGAAUCUUGCCGCAGCUUGAAGCAACUGAAACUCAUUUCAACUGCAAUAACCAUUGCGAGUCUAGCUUUAACAUAUUACAGUUCAAUUCGAAGCGAAGAAGCUUGUAGUACCUGUCAAAGCGAUAUCGUGGCCAAAAGAUCGAGCGAAAAGAAUCAGUAUAAACUCCUUCGGUAUUGGCGGUUCCAAUGCUCAUGUGAGUAGUCGAGAUCCAUUCAAAUUUGGGGAUUUCCAUCUGUUAAUAUCAGCUGUGUUAUACAAAACAUUUGAAAGAGUCCGACACUAAUUAAUUACAGGUUGUGCUUGACGGGUCAACUGAGUCUUCAGUUACUAAUCAUUCCCACAUUCAAAACGGGAAGAAUGACCACGGGGCAUAUAUUGCCCUUCUCUCCGCAAACUCACAGGAUUCGCUUCACAGAUAUAACGAAAGCCUCGAGGAGUACAUAUCACAAGAUUCUGGUGACAGUUUAAACCUGGCAUACACUUUGGCCCUCCACAGGGAGCAUUUGCCAUACCGUUGUUUCAAACUGAUCGGCGAUGGUAACUCGAUUACCGAAACAUCAGCUAGUGUCAAGGUUCCUACCACCAUCCCGGAGAUCAUCAUGGUCUUCAGCGGGCAAGGAGCGCAAUGGCCAGAAAUGGGCAAAGAUAUUCUUCUGAAAGACAAUGAGUUCCGUAAAGAUAUUGCAAAAAUGGAUCAGAUUCUCCAAUCGUUGAUUCAUCCUCCAUCAUGGACACUCGAUGGUAAGGCUCGCUCCAGGUCUCAAAGCUUCUUUACCACUUCCAAAUCGUGUAUGACACCAGCUAAUUCCUGUUUGUAUUGCAAUAGCGGAGCUCCAAGCUCCACCUAGCUCAAGUCAAAUUCAUCGGGCCGAACUGGCUCAACCUCUGUGCACCGCGGUGCAAAUUGCACUUGUCCGAAAGCUCAAACGCAACGGAGUUGAGCCAGGUGCCGUCGUUGGCCAUUCUAGCGGAGAGAUUGCGGCAGCGUAUGCAAGCGGAGCAAUAUCUCUGGCCGAAGCCAUCAUAUCCGCCUACUAUCGUGGCUUUGUGACCAAGGAACAAAAGCGAAUUGGCGGUAUGGGAGCUGUUGGACUUGGGGUUGAUGCUGCUUCAAAGUACCUCAAAGAUGGUGUGAUAAUUGCGUGCGACAACAGUCCCAGUAGUGUGACACUCUCAGGAGACGUCGAUACACUUGAUGAGGUGUUCGCAACCAUCAGAGGAGAUAAUCCUGAUGUUCUUGCGAGACGACUGAAAGUUGAUAUGGCGUAUCAUUCUGGUGAGCUAUUUUUCCUUCUAGAUCCAUUGUCCUUGGUUCAAAUUGCUGUCUCACACUUUGAUCCCAAUCAUAUGCUGAAAAUAAAUCAAUAGAUCACAUGAAGCUUUUAGGCUCGAACUACCACAAGUUACUGGUGGAUGAACUACAAAAACAAGAACUGACACGUCAAAAUCCCAAAACUUCCUUCUUCUCUUCGGUAGUGGAAAAGGAGAUCACGAAUAGUGCAGAGCUUGGCCCAGAGUAUUGGGUUGCCAAUCUCACAUCCAUGGUACGCUUCAACUCGGCAAUUUCUCGCCUACAGGUAGAAAGACCAAACGGCUUGUUCCUUGAAGUUGGCCCUCACUCAACACUCUCAGGCCCUUUGCGGCAGAUUUCCGCAGUGGGCGGGUCUGAAUUUCGAUACGUCCCGACAAUGCUUCGUGGUAAAUCUUGUACCGACACCUUUCUUUCAGCACUGGGUCAGUUAUACCAAAAUGGCAUUACUGUUAAUUGGAAUACUGUAGUCACCACUGGAAAGGUGCUCACGAACUUGCCUCGAUAUGCUUGGGAUCAUACAGGGUCAUUUUGGUAUGAGCCUCGUGUAUCCAAAGAGUGGCGUUUCCGCCAAUUUGGGCACCAUCGCCUUUUGGGCCUUCGGAUACCCGAAAGCUCAAGUUUGGAACCGCUAUGGCGAAACAUGUUGACAAUAGAAGAUGAGCCAUGGUUGGGAGACCAUAGAAUUCGAUCCGACGUGGUAUUUCCUUUUGCCGGCUACAUUGCCAUGGCCGGAGAGGCUGUAAGACAACUGACGGGUAUAGAGGCAGGGUACAGGGUCAAGCACGCGGUUGCUCAGUCUGCACUUGUGAUACAAGAAUCACAGUCUGUUGAAGUACUGACAAGCUUAAGAUUAGUGAAGUUGGGAGAUUUGACUGAUUCAAGUUGGUUCGAAUUUCGGAUCUCGUCCUUCAACGGCUCAACAUGGGUUAAGCAUUGCGAAGGGCAAAUCAGAGCUUGUACAGAGCCUGUGUUACCAUCCCGUCAGAUUCAAAAUGAGCUUUUACCUCGAAAGAUCAUUUCAUCGCAAUGGUACCAAGCUAUGGACAAAAUUGGAGUCGUCUAUGGGCCCAAUUUUCAAGCCUUACAAGAUGUUGUAUCAUCAACCAAAGAAAACUUGGCUGCGGCAAAAAUCGCCCACGAGGAUCACAAUGAAGAUCCAGCGUUCCUUCUACAUCCAGUGGCUAUCGACAACUGUUUACAACUCCUCUUGGUUGCAUUGGCAAAGGGGAUUGGUCGGAAUUUUGGUGAUCUCCGAAUGCCAACAAUAAUCGAAGACUUAUAUAUCUCCAACGGCGCGGCUCAGAUGGACGCCAUAGCAUGGAGCAAAGGCUUCGAAGACCUUACAGUCGAGUGCAUAGCUGAUGGAAGGUUAGCACUCCAGCUAAAGGGUCUCAAAUUAACUCCCAUGGAUAAUGAACGCUCAUCAAAAGAUGAAUCACAUGCAGCUGCACGACUAGAGUGGCUACCGGAUUUUGACAUGAUUGAUCAUGCACCACUGUUCACCCCACCACCAUCGGUCGCCCUGGAGACACGAAUGCAAGAAGAGAUGACACUGCUAUGUAUACUGGAGUCUGCUGAGAUAAUAAAAGGUGUUAAGCCUUGUCAAGAGCAUUUUUCCAAGUUCCGUGACUGGUUAGACCUCGAAAUAGACAGGGCCAAGCAAGGUACUUAUCCGCUGCUCGAGAAGGAAAGUAUAGCUUUCGUUACACUUCCAUCAACAACCCGCAAAAGCAUGAUCGAAGAGAGGUACCAGAAGCUGCUUGGGUUACAGAAGAGUUCGGUGGCAAUCGGGAUCAAGCGAAUAUAUGACAACAUGGAGGCAAUCUUCUCUGGCAGCCGCGAUACGCUUGAUAUUUUGAUGCAGGACGAUGUACUGACGGAAAUUUACAACGCUGUGAGUUUUGGCAAAGGUGACUUCUUUCGUCUGAUGGCGCAUACACGACCCAACUUGCGCAUUCUUGAGGUUGGUGCUGGAACUGGAGGAACUACCGAAAUGAUCUUGCGGAACUUGAUCAGACCUGGUGGUCACCCUCCAUAUUCUCUAUACACUUUUACCGAUAUCUCAGCAGGCUUCUUUACACAAGGAAAGGAGCGAUUUUCGUACGCACCGAAUAUGGACUAUAAAGUAUUCGAUAUUUCACAGUCGCCGAUAAAGCAAGGAUUUGAAGCAGAAAGCUAUGACGUUGUACUUGCUCCAAAUGUCAUCCACGCCACACCAUCACUAAAUGAAACACUUAUGAAUUUGCAGCUGCUGUUAAAACCUGGGGGAUUGCUCGUGUUGACAGAACUAUGUGCUGUUGUGCGAACUCCUAAUUAUAUAUUUGGCAACUUCUCCGGAUGGUGGCUUGGUGAGGAAGACGGAAGACCCCAAGAACCAUAUGUUUCUGUUGAACGCUGGGACGAAGAAUUGAAGCGAACUGGCUUCUCAGGGGUUGAUACAGCAGUUCGGGAUGCAGAAGAGCCGUAUCAUUACUGUGCAGCGAUUGUUUCUCGAAAGUUGGGCCGAGAAGGAGAAGCAUCAGAUAUUGGCGACGUCCGUCCAGUGACUAUUAUUUGUGAAGAUUCACAGCAGGAACUCAGUCAACGUUUACUUGAGGAUAUUCAACCCCCGGGAACGACAGGCACUAUAUGUCAAGUAGAGGAGCUACCACCAGCAGACCAAGAUCUCAUCAUUUUGGUCGAUUUAGCAAAGCCUUUCUUCGAAUGCGUUACGGAAAGUCGAUUCUCUGCCUUCCAAGCCAUAUUAAAUAAUCACAAGAGUGGACGCAUCCUAUGGGUGACGAAUCUCUCCCAAGUAAAGUCUAAAAACCCUAGGUCAGCUCAAGUUAUCGGCAUAGCACGUUCAAUCCGAGCCGAGUCCGCAAUACCGUUUUAUACCUUGGAAAUUGAUAGCAACGAACCUAACUUUUCAAGCUUGGUGAAGGAUGUUUUAGACAAAAUUCGCCGUUGCAAGGAUGCGGAAGUACUUGCACCCGACAAGGAGUAUGUUGUUGAUGAAGGUGUUGUCAAGAUCGGUCGCUACCAGACCUUUUCUGUUGACCAGGACAGACUUGUGCAGCCAAGUAGUAUUGGAAGUUCGGUAGUCAAAAGUCUUGAAAUUUCCCUACCAGGAUCUCUGGACUCACUGUCGUGGAAACAAGAAGCCGGGUCUGAGAUUAUGGAGUCUGACAAGGUAGAAAUUGAGAAUCGUGCGGUUGGAAUUAAUUUCAAGGUAAGUCAGCCACCCAGUUGAGCGUGGAUAUAUUACAAGUUUUCUUCAACUAACAAUUUGUGUGCAGGAUGUGCUUUAUGCAAUGGGUGUUCUCAAAACUGGAACAGAAAGCGCUCCAUUAGGUCUAGAGGUGGCUGGAAUUGUGCGCCGGGUCGGAUCGGCGGUUUCAAACCUAGCCGUGGGUGAUCGUGUUUUCGCUAUGCCCCCAGAUGCCUGCUUCAAGACGCUAGUAACUGUGCCCCAAUCGUUGGUCGCAAGAAUCCCAUCCAAUUUAAGCUUCGAAGAGGCGGCCACAAUGCCAAUAGUUUAUACGACUGUCAUCGAAUGUCUAAUUAACAUUGGAAUGCUGGAAAAAGGACAGGUGAGAUUACAAUCCUCUCGAGGGUGUGGGCUUGGACCGCUAUUCUUCUUUGUCGCACCGUCUUUGGUAUUCCACUGCUAAUCCGCAACAGUCUGUUUUGAUACAUUCCGCGGCCGGAGGUGUUGGACACGCCGCAAUCAACGUUUGUCGAAUGUUAGAGGCCGAGGUAAGAGUUGACCAAUUUUUGGUAGUUUGGUUCGUUUUUACUGACAUCGACGCACUAUCAGAUAUACUGUACUGUGGGCAACGAUGAUAAAGUACGGUAUCUUAUGGAGAAGUUUGACAUCCCACGUCAUCGUAUCUUCAAUUCUCGAAAUGAUAGCUUCGCCAAAGAUCUCAUGCUUGAGACUGACGGCCGAGGCGUCGAUCUCGUACUGAACUCCCUCUCCGGAGAGCUAUUGCAUGCUUCUUGGAAUUGUGUUGCAGAAUUCGGCAAGAUGAUUGAAAUUGGAAAGAAAGACAUGCUCGAUUUCGGAAAGCUCCAAAUGAACAACUUUAUGCAGAACCGAUCCUAUUGUUGUGUAGACAUGACACAUCUGGCGCAAAAGAAACCGCAACGAGCAGGAGCGUAAGUUUUCCUAUGUUAAUUUCCUUCCACCCCCAGCACUAAAUACACAAAAUAAACGACCAUUGCAAAUCUUUCUAACACUCUGAUACUAUUAGAAUACUGAGGAAGUGUGUUGAGCUUUUUGAAGCCGGUCACAUUCCACCCAUUCGUCCCAUUUCCGUAUUUGAAGCCUCCAAUGUAAGAGACGCGUUCGGGCAGAUAAAAGAUGGUACACACAUCGGCAAGGUUGUUGUAUCCAUACCUCAGGAUACCUCCAGACUAGAAGUAGCACCACGACGCAUGCCACUUCACUUGGAUGGUGACGCUUCGUACUUAUUGACAGGAGGUCUAGGAGGACUUGGAAAACCUAUUGCCACUUGGCUAGUCGAACACGGGGCACGAUCUUUAAUAUUCAUCUCCAGAAGUGCGGGGAAGAAGGUUGAAGAUCAAGAAUUCUUCCGUGAACUUGAAAGCUCUGGUUGCUCGGUCAGCACAGUUGCCGGGUUUGUUGAGUCUAUGGAGGAUGUACAGAAAGCGAUCGGUUUAGCGCCACGGCGAAUCGCUGGAGUAAUCCAUCUUGCCAUGAUCCUUCGUGUAUGUUUUAAAUUUCUUCUAGCACUGCUAGCAUCCCCUUCGGGGUAUCCUUAUACAUUUCGAGAAGUUCAAUUCGACUGACACAUUUACAGGACGCGCCUAUCGCAAGUAUGAAUUACUCGGAUUGGCUAGCAGCGAACGCCCCCAAGGUAACUGGAGCAUGGAAUCUUCAUGAAGGUCUCAAAAAUCAGUCGCUGGACUUUUUCAUCUUGGCUAGUUCACUGGUGACUAUUGUUGAACAACCUGGUCAAGGCAACUACAGUGGUGCGAACACCUUCCUAGAAGCGUUUUGCCAGUAUAGAAAUUCCCUUUCAUUACCGGCAUCCGUGUUGAAUAUUUGUCCUAUCGAAGAUGUAGGGUUCGUUGCAGAAAAUGCUUUUGCGAAGAAGAAUAUGAAAGCUCAAGGGCUGUAUUUCCUGGGCGAGUCCGAGCUCUUAGAUUUUAUGGAACUGGCUGUUCUCAGAUCGCUUCCGGCAUCCAACCAAGCCAACAACAAUUCGACGCCUUGGAUAAACACUAGUCAGCUGGUGAUGGGAUUGCAUUCCGAAGGUAACCUCAACGACCCCAACACACGGACAAAUUGGCGUCGGGAUCGACGAAUGGGCUUUUACCAUAACAUCAGCGAACAUAUCCUAGGCGAAGAGGACAGUUCAAACGAGUUACAGACGUUUCUUUCGAAAGCUGCUGAUGAUCCAGAGAUACUGAAUGAAGCUCAAAGUGCCCGAUACCUUGCUCGCGAGAUCGGUAUGAAGGUUUAUAGUUUCUUAAUGAAACCCGCGGACGACUUGGAUACUUCGUUAAGUCUAACCCAGAUCGGAUUGGAUUCACUCAUGGCUAUCGAGUUGCGCCGGUGGUGGAAGCAGACAUUUGGAAUGGAGAUAAGUGUUCUGGAGAUAAUGGCAACUGGAACCUUAGAUGCCUUGGGGGUGACAGCAGCAGAAAGUUUGAAAGCCAAAUUAUCAGGCUAAGACAUCUUCAAGUAUUUAAAUUCAAUGUAAUGUAGAAAGAGAUUUGAAUAGAAGAAAGUAUAGAAUUUUUGGUGUUUACAGUCAAAUCCUUACAAUUGCGUGAUCCUGUCGAUGG